Molecule: messenger RNA, 1367 nt
Organism: Spodoptera exigua (beet armyworm)
Lineage: Eukaryota; Metazoa; Arthropoda; Insecta; Lepidoptera; Noctuidae
Source: the annotation of a GenBank genome assembly
CUAAUGACAGACAGGCACAACACCAGUUUUGUCAGUGUCAAAGUCAGUAUUGGUCGCCACGGAGGAUCGUGAAAUUAGUCGGAUGGUUUUAUAAAUUCGACUGUUUGUAUUAACAAUCAUUGUGAAACAAUGACUAAGCCUCGGCCAUGUGGUUGCAAAGGUUGUAGAACAUGUUUAAUAUGUGAAACACAAUAUGGAGCCGAAAACUUGAAACUACAGCUGGAACUGGAUAAGAGUAAGGGUUAUGUUUAUUGUCCUUUUUGCAAUAAGGCUUGGAGAGGCUGGGACUUGAACGCUUACAAACAACAUCCUAAUCAUGAAGGAGACUCUAUAGAAUAUCCUGGUGUAUAUAUCCAGUUGAAUUUUAUAUCGGAGGAAGAAGAAAGAGAUUUGAUGACAAACAUCGAUGAGGUGCCAUGGGACAUAUCUCAAAGCGGUCGAAGAAAGCAAAAUUAUGGCCCAAAAACUAAUUUUAAAAAGAAAAAAGUUGUAGUGGGUAAAUUUGAAGGUUUUCCAGCAUUUUCGAAAUAUUUGCAGGAGAGAUUUGCUACUAUUGAUUUGUUGAAAGACUACUAUGUGAUUGAGCAAUGUUCUUUGGAAUAUGACCCGAGUAAGGGAGCUUCUAUUGAUCCUCAUAUAGAUGACUGCUGGAUAUGGGGUGAGAGGAUUAUCACAGUCAACUGUUUAUCAGACACCGCACUGACAAUGACUGCAUUCAAAGGUGAUUUGAAGAAAUACAAUCUGUAUUGUGCUGAAGAAUAUGGUCCAGUGGUUAGUGCUGAUGGUAGCAUACUUAAAGGCCAUAAAGAGGAGAAAUCAAUGUUAGAAGCAUGCAAGUCUGCACUUCCCGAUGAUGUUAUAAUUAGGAUACCUAUGCCAAGGAGGUCUUUAAUAAUUAUUUAUGGAGAAGCUCGAUACCACUGGGAACACAGUGUUCUUCGAGAAGACAUCGCAUCUCGGAGGGUGUGCAUAGCAUACAGGGAAUUUACCCCGCCAUACCUAAACGGUGAUCAGCAAGAAAUUGGCAAUACCAUCAGAAAAAUAGGCCAAAAUUUCUGGGACCACAAAGGUAAAAAAUAUAAUAGCAUAGAACCUCAAAUUCCCAAUGAUAAAAUGGGAGUAAUGGAUAUUAUUAAAUCUCCAGGAAUUUCUCCGUUGAUUGGGCAAAACAAAAAGGUUGAAAACCAAAUAGCCUAGAAUUAUUCCAUUCUGGAUCACUGAAAGUUAGUAUUUGUUACCACUAGACAAAUUACGGAAUUUUAGUUUUAGUUCAUAUUUAAUUUAUUUGGUAUUUUAUUUAGUAGUUAAAGCAAGGGCAUUAUUUGAUCAUCUCAGAACUUACAUGUCUUCUACACAUUAUGUCAAAC